GAAUAUUGUUAACGAGUCAGUUAACCGGGUCAGGUGCGUCAGUUGUGACGAAAGAUCGUGACAUUGUUACCUUGUGUUACAUCAGCUUUACUACCAAUUGAGGAAUUUGCAUAUACACUUAUCAUAUGCAAACUAUGUUGUCAAUGUUGCAUUUUGCCAAGUUAGUUGCAGGUUAAAGUGAGACCCUUGAUACCAGAAUCACCUGAGGGAUGUUGCCUACCACUAAACAUCUUUGGUAAAAAGUUAUAUUGGCACUGCCGUCGCUUUUUCUACCAGAAGAACGAGAUUCUUGGACUCUGCAACCAAAUUAGAUUUAUUCAGUUUCCAAAACGAGUAGAGAUGACAAACCUUCUCCAAGAAACAGUACAGUAUGCAUACGAUCACUGGAUUACAUUGUUGGUUGGACUUUUAAUCCUUCUGUUUUAUCGAUACUGUGUUGCACCGUUUACUGUUUUCAAGAAACUCGGAAUCAGAGGACCAACACCUCUUCCGUUUUUUGGCAACGCCAUACAGAACUCCUUUAAUCCAAAUGUCAUCCCAAAGUGUCAAAUGGAAUGGUACAGUAAAUAUGGAAAGAUAUUUGGAGUUUAUAUCUUUCGUCAGCCAUUCAUGGUGGUUGCUGAUCUAGAUAUAGUAAAAGAGAUCCUUGUCAAAGAAUUCCCGAAAUUUCACGAUCGAAAGAAAUUGAUGAAGGAUCUCAAGAAGCCAUAUGACAGAAUGUUAACAAUCGUAAGUGGUCAGAAGUGGAAGGAUAUACGGUCUACUUUGUCUCCAACUUUCAGUGCAGCUAAGAUGAAGCAGAUGAUGCCCUUUAUGAACGAAGCGAUUAGCAUUUUAAUGCAGAAAGUGGACAGAAUUUCCAAGACAGGGGAGACCAUUGAUUUUCAUAGGUGGCUCCAAAGUCUUACUAUGGAAGUGAUUCUGUCAACAGCAUUUGGAGUCAAAGCAGAAACACAAACUGUUGAAAAUGAUCCAAUCACUGAGUUAGCAAAGAAGGCCAUGGCUCCACACCCUUUGGUUGGAUUACUGUUCCUGUUACCAUUUGGAGAACACAUACUGAAUAACCUCCAGGAUCCGUUUGAUUUCGAAAAAAUUCUUGCCAUAUCAGCCGAUAUCAUCGCUGAAAGGACUGCCGCAAAGGACAGUAAUGAUGUACCCCGGAAAGACUUACUGCAACUGAUGCUGGAUGCAAAGGAUGAAACAGGAGGAGAAAAAAUUGAUUAUGAUGAUAUUAAGGCACAAUGUCUAACUUUCCUUCUCGCUGGAUAUGACACAUCCAGUACAACUCUCGCUUUCAUUUGCUAUGAACUCGUUCUUCACACGGACGUGCAAGAUAAACUGAGGGACGAGAUUGACCGUAUGUGGCCUGGAGAUGAGGAAUCUCCAUCUUAUGACUCGCUCCAUAACAUGCAAUACCUUGACAUGGUUAUUAAUGAAGCAAUUAGGAUGUACCCGCCAGGAUUCGUCCUUCAGAGAGAUUGCAUGGAGGCCUGCACUAUAAAAGGGCUGCACAUUCCUAAAGGAUUGCCUGUUACGAUUCCGUGUUAUGCAAUUCACCAUGAUCCGGAGAUAUGGCCGGAGCCAGAAAAGUUUGACCCAGAAAGGUUCUCAGAGGCAGAGAAAGCAAAGCGUCAUCCCUAUGCAUUCAUGGCGUUUGGAUUCGGUCCACACAAUUGUGUUGGAAUGCGAUUUGCUUUGCUUGAAAUUAAGCUGACCCUGGUGAGAUUACUAAAGAAGUAUAAGCUGGAAAAGACUGAGAGGACAGCGGUUCCAAUGAAGUUUGAAGUUAUGUUUGUUCUCACCUGCGCUCCUGAGACGGUUAUGUUGAAGAUUUCACCGAGGGAUUAAAAUACGAUCAUAUUGUAUCUCGUUUAGCUUGUAAACCGAUGACGACGUACUUCGCUAAAACAUCUUAUAGCACUCCUUUGUCAACCUCGGUUACGGUUUCGCCAAAUGUUUUUUCACUUUUCUCAGAUUGAAUAUUGUUUGAAAACGUCUAUCUGAACGCGAGAACCGGCCAGGAUUAUUAGGUUAGAAGACUCAAACUAAAUAUAUCCAUUUAAAAAUGUUUAGUAUGCACAAUUGUUAUGCACUUUUAGUACCUGAGGCUUACGAAACGUUUCGAACAAAUAUCAGUGACGCUUAAUACUGUGACGUAAGCAAACUUGGGCAAACUAAGACGUCAGCAAAAGUGGAAUUAACAAAAAUAAAGCACCAAAGUCACGUUACCUCAAAAUACUGUGCCUUCAACGAAGAGCUUCACGAUAUUUUCAACACUGCUAAAAAUACUGACAGAAAGGCAUACAAAAAUAACCAUUAUGUAGGAUUCUAAAUGUUUCAAUCGUUUUCCGGAAGAUGUCUACACGGAUGCAGUUACACCAAUCUUUAAUGAAGAAGCUCACUCUUUCCAUUUUGCAUCAUAUAUAUUAGCAUCAGAGCUGAGGAAAAACUCAGAUUUUCUUCCUUCGAUUGAAAAAAUGUACGUACAACACUACCAUUGGGAUAAAGGAGUUCUGAAAUAUACCUCAAGCGGCGCGAAAUUAAGCGUGUCUGUUGGCACGAAGAGAAGCGCGUAGGAGAUUAUGUAACAAGAAGUUACAUAAUCUACAAGCUUUUCUUGCUUUGUCAUUUAUAACAAUCAGUACCUCCAGUGAUUUUCUUUUCUAACUAGAAGCUCAUGACUCUCCAUGAAACGGCUGAGUAUGAAAAUAAGACCUUGGAGCAGUACACGAAAACCUUGCGAAAGACCAUGUAAAGGACAUGUUUUAAAGAUCAGGAAUGUGUCUGCCGUUCCUGAUCACUGGUUCGUUCAUGGAGACGAAGUCAAUAUUGAAGCUCUCAAGCUUAUAUUAUAUCUUUUGUAGUUAUUUACAACUGAUCUCAGUGCCUUGUGUAGGAGGGAAAUUUUGAAGUAAGGAAGGGAAGUUGCAUAAGCGACACGUUUUCUAUCGCUUUCUCCAUUAAAAAGUAUCUCCACAAUUAUUUUUCUUCAAGGUGAAAGUCGUUAAAAUUUUGACUUCUGACUAUGAAAAGCCUAAGAUACUUUUUCAAGCAUAUCUGAAAAGAUACAGAUUUUUUUAAGAUUAAACACUGUUUAGAGUGAUCAAAAGGCAUAUAGCACCAGCCAGAAAAGGAUCUGAACUUGGCUGUCAGAUCUCUUUAAAAGCAUCUAUUAAAGCUUGUUUUUUAUGCAGUUUGAAAAGGGGAUCCAAAAUAUAGGCGAUAAAACUACCUGCACUACAACGAUACGAGAUUUAAAAUUUUAAGAAUUCUUUGUUAAUCGUGUUUUGAAAAAACAGGCACAAUAUUCUACAAUUGGUUUAGCUCUUGAAUUAUGUAUUUCACUUGUCAAAAAAGUCAACUAACUUGUAUCAUGAUGAAACUGCAGGUUAUUUGUAGUUGACUUCAGUGAAGUGCCUGUUGAGGUUAUAUAAUCAAAACAAGUUACAUAAUCUGAAUCCGGGCUUAUUUACGAAAUCGAUCAACUCCCUAAGAGGUUUGUGUUUUUUCUUGGUCUAAUUCCAAGAAGCUAUUUCAUCGAAACUAUUGAACAGUUUAUUAUCAAGAAAUUCGGGCGCACUAAAGAGUGUAUGUUGCCAGGAUUAAAAAUUCUGAAUGUGUUCA
Molecule: messenger RNA, 3624 nt
Organism: Pocillopora damicornis (cauliflower coral)
Lineage: Eukaryota; Metazoa; Cnidaria; Anthozoa; Scleractinia; Pocilloporidae
Product: cytochrome P450 3A7
Molecular function (GO): steroid hydroxylase activity; oxidoreductase activity, acting on paired donors, with incorporation or reduction of molecular oxygen; heme binding
Source: RefSeq, a predicted model, not a curated record